ACGCGCUGCGGGAAGGUCGCGUCCUUGGUUGCCGGGGCACAAGAUGGCGGGCCGCAGGAUCUUCGGAAAGCUGCGGCACAAUGCGGAGCUGCCGGCCGCCCUGUAUUUACCCCCGGAGCCCCCCGCGGCCUCCCCCUCUCUGUACCCGCCAAUUGUGGCCUCCAUGACGGCCAAGAGCAAGGCGUCCAGGCGGCGGCGGAUAGAGGGCCACUACAGCCGGGUGCGCGCCCAGACAGAUGCGGCCAGCAAGCUGAAGAUGAUCUGCGGCCUGCAGCGGCUCAAGUACGUGGUGUACCCGCAGACGCUGGCGCAGAACGCGGACCGCUGGUACCAGCACUUCACCAAGACGGCGUACGUGAGGGGGCUGCCGGCGCGGAGCUGUGCCGGGCUCGGGGAGCAGGAGCUGGCCGGCCUGAAGGCGCUGCUGUGCGAGGCGCUGCUGCAGGAGCUCCACUACGCCAAGAAGGGCCGCAGCUUCCUGUACAGGGGCCACGAGGUGUCCGCGGGGCCCUUCCUGACCGGCGCCAUGAGCCUCCUCAGCAGCCAGUGCGCCCAGUACAACCCGGUGCUCGCCCGCUGCAGCCUGGAUAUCAAGCCGCAGGUUAACCUUUACUGGUUGCGUGGCGAGACCAGGGUUCCUCGUGGCCACAGAAAGGGCCGUGUGGAUCCAAUCAGGUUUCAGGUCGAUGACGUCCCCCUUGUACAAAUCAGAGUGCCUGAACCCCUUAAAGAAUUUGUUCCUUUAGACUUUGUCGUACCUGAAGAAGUUCCUGUUGUUUCUCAUGAGCCGAGCAGGUUACCGCUGUUUCAGAGACAAUAUGAGAACAACGUAUUCAUAGGUUCCAAAUUAGAUGACCCUUGCAGCUUUGGCCACACACAGUUUCACAUUGUGCCGGACAAAUUCAGCAGGGAAAGGCUACAAAAGCUGAACCGACAAGACCACAUAGAAGUAUUCCUGCGAGCUAAUGCCAUAGCAAGUCUCUUUGCUUGGACAGGAGCCCAGGCCAUGUACCAAGGCUUCUGGAGUCAGGCAGAUGUCACCAGGCCUUUUGUCUCACAGGGUGUCAUUUCUGACGGGAAGCACUUUUCAUUUUUCUGCUAUCAGCUGAACACAUUGGCCCUGGCCAUGGAUGCAGACAAAGACCCCAAUCGUAAGAACAUUUGUUGGGGCACCGAAAGUGCGCCUCUUUACGAAGUGGUGGAAAAAGAUGACAUCAAAGGGUUCAAUGAUGAUGUGUUUCGGCAGCUAGUUGACUUUUUCCUCAACUCUCCAGCAGCAUAGCUUCAUGACCUCAAAGAAUGAGCCUUCCUGAUGAAUUCACUUGUAUAUAGUCAUACAUGUCCUCAUGCACUUCAAUAAAACCUCAGAUUUUUACCAU
Molecule: messenger RNA, 1379 nt
Organism: Bufo bufo (common toad)
Lineage: Eukaryota; Metazoa; Chordata; Amphibia; Anura; Bufonidae
Gene: MRPS30
Product: mitochondrial ribosomal protein S30
Exons: 5
Coding region: 44-1282 (412 amino acids)
Biological process (GO): translation
Cellular component (GO): ribosome; mitochondrion; mitochondrial large ribosomal subunit
Molecular function (GO): structural constituent of ribosome
Source: RefSeq, a predicted model, not a curated record